Molecule: messenger RNA, 1995 nt
Organism: Auanema sp. JU1783
Lineage: Eukaryota; Metazoa; Nematoda; Chromadorea; Rhabditida; Rhabditidae
Source: the annotation of a GenBank genome assembly
AUGAAAGGUGGCAUUAUUGUACUAAUGACAGUUUUCGCAAUUAAUGCUUUCACAAUACAACGGAGCAAGAAGCAAGAGGAGCAAUCGCAACCAAGCAGAUUUCGUCAAUUCAUAAGAGGAGAAGCAGUUCCACAUCUACCGCAGUUUAAUCGAAUACCAUCUGUUUCGAAAUCGAAGUCUCUUGUUGUUCCUCCGAACACCGAAUUCAAUCCGUGCUCAACAUCCAACAAUAUCUGCUUUAAUGAUGGGAAGUGUGUGAAUAGAGACGGAAUGUUUACAUGUCACUGUCCAGCUACCCAUUAUGGAAAACGAUGUGAAAAGCUGGCAGACAUGAAAAAUUGCUUCAAUAAUAAAUGCAAAAAUAAUUCUGUAUGUGUCAGUCGUCCUUUCCCAAAAGAAGUUGUUGAUCGAAGUGAGCAGCCAGCAAUAAAGGCAAAAGACAAAGAAAGCUUUACAAUGAAAUUGGACUAUGAUUGUAUUUGUCUCGAAGGCUUUCUGGGUUCAUUCUGCGAAACCUCAGAUGCUGAACUAGAAUGUAAGGAAAACUAUUGCAUGAGUCAUGGUACAGGCACAUUACAAGGAAACAAUUGUACAUGUAAUUGUCAUUCAAACUAUAUUGGCAGUCGAUGUGAAACAGAAAAUCCGUGUGCAUCAAUUACUUGUUACAACUCGGGAAAGUGUGAACUCAAAAUAAACGAAGAGCAGGGUAUAGUAGAAGCUGUUUGUAAAUGUCCAAAAACUGAACUAAUUUCUACUCAAAUAACAGGCGAUUUUUGUGAAAUCAUAUCCCUGGAUGAUACAUUAGCUACUUCUCCCGGAGUGCCAUGUAUGAAUAACGGAAGUAGAAAACUAUAUGCCGAAUAUAUGGUACCAAGACUGACUGGAUUUGAAGAUAGGAAAUUUUUUAGCAGUCUGUUCCUACAAUGCACAACAGAAUCUGGUGAAAAUUGCCGAUUCCAUCCCAAACUUUCAACUGGCUGGUGUAUAGGCAAAAACGCAUUAUGUAACCCUCGAGUAGUGAAAUUUCCUUCCGGAUAUUAUUAUCUUGUUCCAUUCUGUCAAUGUGAUGGAGCAGAUUAUGGAAGACUAUGUGAAUUUCAUCGAGAAGAUGUCUGUGAUCCAACCAUGAAUGAUAAAGCCAAUGGGAUUACAAGAGAAAACCGAUGCACCAAUAUUGAUCAAGGCGUUUGUAUUGAUAUACUUGGAGAUCUGAAAUGCGAUUGUAGAAAAGGUUUUGUUGGGGAAGAAUGUGAAACAUACAAUCCUUGUGUUAGUAAUCCUUGCGGUGAAGCCGAAUGUGUUGCUAUCCCGUCCGAAGUUGUUGUGAACAGGCCUGGGCUAUACAAAGAGCUAUACAGGUGUCUUUGUGAUAUGAACUCCGAACGUUCUGAAGGCUCCACUUGUGUAUACAGCGGAACUGGCAACUGUUCUUCUCACGAUCGCUGCCAUAACGGUAUGUGCUUAACUUGCGAGGUUACUGAUGAAAACGAUGUACUUCAAUUGUGUACCGAACAACAGCUGAACGAUGGCUUCAGAUGUGUUUGUAAACCAGGCUUUCAACCUCCUUACUGCCAAGAUCUACAAGAUCCGUGUUUCACACAUUUGUGUGCCAAUGGUGGUCGUUGUAGGAAAACAUCCAAAUAUGAUUAUGAAUGCAUAUGUAAUCCUGGCACAAACGGAACAUUGUGUGAACAAGUUUACGAUUAUUGUUUAACAUAUGGCAUUAUGCAAUGCAUGAAUGGUGAAUGUGUUGAGGAUAUCUCAUCACUUCGAGGAUUUUCUUGCGCUUGUGACUACUCAUACUAUGGAAAAAAUUGUGAACUCAAAAUGGAAUCUGUUGUAGCAAUGCUUGAUUUGACAUUAAAGUAUUAUUGGUUUACUCUGCCAAUUUUAUCAAUUUUCAUUACCUGCGUAAUAUUCUUUGUUGCCUACAUGUGUUGCUCCACUACAUCACCAGAUAAAAGAGUUAUUAAAUCACUUACAAAGCAAAAAUAA